UGCUAAGCGAAAAGACCGUAACUGACAAAAUUAAGGAAUUUGAGGUUAGAGGUGAUUUUUAUGUUAUUGACAACGAGGAAUCCAAAAAAAUAAGCUAAAAGACCGUAUCUACAACAGUUUUUGAGAUAAUCAAUAUGAAAUAUACCGUAACUACACUUCAAUUCUGAAUUUCUAAGCCAAAACACCGUAUCUACUAUGUCUAAGCAAAAUAAACGUAUGUGCGGUGCAGAUACGGUUGUUUUGCUUAGUCUCGUGCAGAUACUGUUUUCUUGCUUAGAAUAUCUAUUACGUCACAUGUAGUUACCCAUUUGGAUUAACUUUUGAGACGUGUGCAAUUAAGCUUGACUUUGUUAAUAGUGUAACAUUACAGUGUAAAAUGACAUCAAAAAACGCAAAAUGAAUAACUAAUAACUAUUAUACCUCAGCUGAUUAAGCCGUAAUAUAACCUCAAAACAAAAUUGUUUAGGUUUGAAGUGAAUUUCUUUAUAAGCUCUGAAUUUGUGAUUGGACUGUGAGUUUGAAACCUUGAGAAGAAGUGUUUGAUUCAGAUGGUUUAAAAUGGGUUAUACAUGUAAUGUGUGUAAGAAAUCAUUUUCUAGAUGCGCAUUUUUAGUUCAUAACUCUGACAGCAAAUGCAAUCCUGCCCCUAAGGAAGUUUUGCCAGUUAGGCCUAGGCCUAGUACAUCAACAUCGUUUGAGCAAGUAGAACAGUCUCUGCCAUCUACUUCUAGUAAUGCAGAUCCAAGCGCUCCUACAGUUCUUCAAAACGGAUCACUUUUUAUGGUCGUCCACUUGAACAAUGAGGAAACACGUAGUAGGCCUUAUGCUAAUUUAACAGAAGUUGAUAUCAGACAUGAAGAGUCUACGACAACUACAGAUAAUAAAAAGAGCUAUGAAUCAAAUGAAGACAAUGCCAGUGAUUUUAUUGAAGAUUUGUUUGAUUUAUUGCCUGAAGCGGCAGAAGAACAACAGCUACAGAAUGUCGACGUGCUGUUUGACAUAGCUCCAGAUUUGGUAGAAAAUGUUGCCAUUGUAGUUGAACAAGUCAACCCAAUAGAAGUAGCGCCAACAGAGGAACACCAGCAGAUGGAGACAGCAGAGUCGAACUUAGAACAUAAUAAUACAGCUGCUUUGCUCGAGGAAACAGAUGAAGCUCCUAAAGGGUUCACCAAAAAUGGGAACCCGAGGAAAAGAGCUGCGCCGAGGUGUAAAGAAGACAUUAAAUCAAAACGUGAAAAAAAUAAAGAUAAACAUGCACUUCAGCCCCCAUGUAAUAAUACAUGUAAAAGAAAAUGCACGACCAAACUUACAGAACACAGAAGAAUGAAAAUCCACGAACACUUUUGGGCUAUGGAGGAAAAUGAGAGAAAAGUUUUUAUUUUAGGGCACAUUGAUAAAAGCAAAGUUAAAAGGAAAACACACCCAGAGGAAGAAUCAAGGAGGGGAAAAACAUUCUUUUACUUCCUUACAGACAGUGACGGAGCAAGAAAGAUGGUUUGUAAAACAUUUUUUCUUAUCCACACUCGGCUACAAAAAAAACAAUGA
Homalodisca vitripennis (glassy-winged sharpshooter) is the source of this 1545-nucleotide messenger RNA. RefSeq lists its product as uncharacterized. The transcript is spliced from 3 exons. The record is from RefSeq and is a predicted model, not a curated record. NCBI's taxonomy places the organism in Eukaryota, Metazoa, Arthropoda, Insecta, Hemiptera, Cicadellidae. Bases 559 to 1545 code for a protein of 328 amino acids.